Linum trigynum is the source of this 8228-nucleotide messenger RNA. NCBI's taxonomy places the organism in Eukaryota, Viridiplantae, Streptophyta, Magnoliopsida, Malpighiales, Linaceae. The record is from the annotation of a GenBank genome assembly.
UACUGUUGCGUACAUCGAUAUAAUGAAAAAACAAAAUGUGAUAUAUGUCACUCUCCAUCAUGAUUGUCACGUCGGUCGGCAUGCCACCGGUUGAACAAUUCAACCGGUACCGGUCAUGAUAUCGACAUGACACCAUCGGUAUGACCGGAAUGAUCGUUUUACGAAUUUCUUAGUAUAAUACGUAGUUUUAGUGAAUUUAAGUAUGAGUACAUGUAAUUUUAUUUGAAAUAUCAUAUUUUAUUCAAAUAUCAAUAUGAAUUGUACGUAAAUUGUCUUCAAAAAAUAUGGUUUAUAUAGGAUUAAAUUCAUUUUAUAUGAAUAAUUAAACCGGUUGUACCACUGGUAAAACAUUCCACUUGCUAAACCGGUUUGAUAAUCUUUCUCUCCAUAUGUUAUUUAUAGAUAUAAUGCAAAAACAAAAACAAAAUAAUUAUUGGAUAAAAGAGAAUUAAAUAUUAAAUGAAGAGAGAGGGACAACUCCAUAAAUAGGUCAAUAAUUAUUUUUUCGGUAAAAAAAGUGUCCACCAUGGCCACUUGAGAUCUCUCCAAGUGCUUAUGUGGCAAAAAUUUUAUUUUGAAUUGCCAUAAUAUUAUGUAUAGAUAGAUAGAUAUCAUUGCCAGUCACAAUGAAGAGCCAACUCCCAUUUUUAAUUUCGAAUUUCCAUUUUGAAGAGAGAGAGAGAGAGAGAAAAAUCACAUUUUACGUUACGAAUUUUUAUUUUUUAAAACCUAAAAUAUUAAUUCUGAAUUUUCUCUUUUAAUGCAUUUAAUAUUUGUUGAUAAUAUCUUAAUUGUCUUUUGACGAUUAGAUAUAUCCUUUUUCUCUUAUUUUUAUUGGCUGAAAUAAACUUAAGAAACUCCUUAACUUGCACCAUAACGUCAUAAAUAUUAACAUAAUGUCAUAUGAAGACACAAUUAUCUCUACUCUCUGGUGAAAUGUGUUCGUGAAUGAAGGAGGGACGAGAUUCUUAAAAUUAAGGUAUAAACUUGGGUGCCGUUGUAGUAGUUGGUAGAGUGGUCAAAUGGGCUAUUAACACGUAUUGACAAGUCGAUUGGGGUCCACGGUUUGGUCCGGUAAACCGCGGUCUAGACGAGACCAGACCAAGAGAUGAAAACAUCAUAUAAUACAGACCAUAAACCAGACCAGAACAUACUUAACGGUCUACGGUCCGGACUAAACUGUGAGAUCCAGUUUGGAUCGUGGUUUUUCUAACGGUCUGGUCUACACCCGCUGCUUUACGGAUUGCGGGGGUUGAAUUUUCCAAGUUGUUUUGGACGUUUGUGGGUCAAAUAUGGGUCUCAAGAAAUUCUUUUUCUAGCUCUUUGGAAUUUUUAGGUUUGUCAGGUAGAUUUUUAUAUUUUUUUCAUCAAGCAUUGGAGUUUCCUAGGCUUUCUACAAAGACAGCAACCGAUAUAUAUAUACAAUCUCCAUCUUCGGCCAAAAAGAAGAGGAUCAGACGAUCAGUCAACGAAAGAAUAAAAGCCCAACGGCAGAGGAAGAAGAAAAGCCAAAAGGCUGCUAUCAUACUAUACACUGGCCGGUGGUUUUGUUUGCCUAUAAACUGAGAAACUAUGGAGAGCCCGAAACUUUCACUCUUCAUUUCUCAAGCAGCAGGGGAACAGUGAAGAUGGCUGCUAUGUCAUUGAUUUCCCUCUUUGUCACCCUUCUCUUCUCAGCAGCAACAGCCGCCCAAUCACCCUCCGUCAUCGUCAUCGGAGCCGGAAUGUCAGGAAUCUCGGCGGCGAAGACACUUUACGAGGCCGGAAUCAAGGACAUCCUGAUCCUGGAAGCCAGCUCCAGAAUCGGCGGCAGGAUGUUGAAGGCCGACUUCAGCGGCUACACCGUCGAAAUGGGUGCGAAUUGGUACAACAGUGGAGGCCCUGUCGCUAACCCACUUGUUGAUUUGGCGAAGAAAGUGAAUCUCAAAUCUUACAUUAAUGACUACUCCAACAUCGCUGAAAACACCUACAAACAAGAGGGAGGGUUGUACCCGAAGAAGGACGUGGAAAAGGUAGACGAGGUGGCCACAGCACGGGAUGAGUACUGCUCGAAUUUCUCCAGGAAGUUGUCUCGCAACAAGAAGAAAGACGUUGAUGUGUCAAUUUUGGCAAGCCAACGGCUCUACGGAAGGCCGCCGUUGACGCCACUGGAAAUGGUAAUUGAUUUUUUCCAUAACGACUACGAAGAUGCAGAGCCCCCGAGAGUGACAAGCUUGAAGCACACUUACCCUCGUGCCCAAUUCGAAGAGCAUGGCGAAUAUCCACAUUUCGUCAUGGAUCCAAGAGGGUUCGAGGUUGUGGUUCAGUAUCUCGCCAGCCAGAUUCUAAAGAAAGGAAGCCCCGUUCAACUGAAGCUCAAAAAGGUGGUGAGGGAGAUAGCUUACUCCAAGACUGGAGUCACGAUCAAAACUGAAGAUGGUUCGACUUACUCAGCAAAUUAUGUCAUUGUCUCCGCAAGUGUUGGUGUCCUCCAAAGUGACCUCAUCCAGUUCAAGCUCACGCUUCCGAUGUGGAAAAGAAUGGCAAUAUCCGAUUUUAGCAUGACUAUAUACACCAAGAUAUUCAUCAAGUUUCCUUAUAAGUUCUGGCCAAGUGGUGAACCUGGAACAGAGAUUUUCCUCUAUACCCACAUCCAACGUGGAUAUUAUCCAGUGUGGCAGCAUCUGGAUAACGAGUAUCCGGGAUCGAACAUUUUGAUGGUAACGGUGACCUCGGACGAGUCGAGAAGGGUGGAGCAGUUGUCCAAUGCGGCCAUACAAGCAGAGGCCAUGGCUGUGCUAAAGAAGAUGUUUGGGGACAAAAUACCAAAUCCGGAGAACAUACUGGUGCCCAGAUGGGGAUUGCACCGGUUCUACAAGGGAAGCUAUUCCAACUGGCCAGCUAACUACAACCAGGAAAAGCACGACCAGUUAGGGGCACCUGUUGGUCCAGUCUACUUUACAGGAGAGCACAACAGCAAUAAGUUCCUUGGUUACGUGGAUGGAGCUUACUUGGAAGGUAUUGCAACUGCCAACGAUUUGAUCAAGUGCAUCAAAGGAAAAGGGUGCAAAGGCGACAAGAACAUGGAGGUGUAAAGAGGUGCUGAGGGAAUCAUGCUGCAUUUCUUGCAAUUGUGGGUAGUAAUUCAUGUUAUAGCUCUCGGGGAGCUAGCUUAAUGAAGUCAAGAACUCUGAUCACAGGAAGAUUUUAUGCUGCACUUUUCUUCAGUGGAAGCAUGAUGAUGGUUUGUUUGGUGUAAAAUAUUUGAUCAAAUAAGUGUAGAUAUUUGAUCAUAUACAUUUUGUUUGUUAAACGAAGUUUUUGAAUGACUCAUUUUCAUUUGUACUAGAGAAGCCUGCUAGCUACUCUUCGCGUCAAGCGAGCGAUAUGAAAGAUUGCAUGUGAUUGUAAGAGAGAAUAAAAUAACAUGUAUGGAACACAAACUCUAGAAAUUGGAGGCCUAACUCUCAUUCGAUGAAAAAAGUAAUAGGUAACAAAAAUCAAUCAUGAUAAGAGAUUCCACGAAUAGGAACAUCUAAGCAGCUGAAUAAGAAUUGAGGAAACAACAUUUUGUAAUAAAUCGAAGCAAACAAUAAAAAAUGGACUCGCUAGCCAAUGAGUAAGUACCGAUUGUGGAACAACAAACUUAAAAGUAUACUUAAAAAAUCCUUUUUGGUUGUGGAACUUGAUUUGAAUUAUUGAGACGUAUUACUGUUGUUCUCUUGUAAGUACAACAAAAAGAUAACUAAUUAUUCAUUUAUUAAGUCCAACAAACAAAAAGAUAAAGUUAGAAUGCAUCCUAAAUUUUCAACUAAGAUAGAAAAUAGAAGAGAAAUAGACGAUAUGAAGAAAAAAAAUCAACAAAUGUAAAAGGAAAAAAAGGAAGAACCUAGUAUCUCAUUUCAUUGGUUCCGAUGCCACUUUUGUACUUUUUGAUUGGGACAAAAAGAUUUCAAUGUUAACUUCUAUUAGACCUCGAGUGAGAGAAAUGAGUAGAAAUGCAUGAUCAAAUACGAAAUUCGGUCUCGAGCGAUUUUAUUGAUUCCAAUGCCACUUCGUGUGCUUUUUGAUUGUGUGAUAUUUUAUUGUUAACCUUCUAUUCGACCUCAAGCGAGAGAGAUGAGUAAAAAUGCAUAACCAAAUACAAAGUCGGUCUAUAGCUAUUUCAUUAGUUCUGAUGCCUCUUUCGACUUUUGAUUGAGGGUGAGUGAUUCCAUCAUUCUUUUUAUUCAACAUCGAGUUAGAGAGAUUCGUAGAAUGUAUAACCAUGAACGAAAGUCGGUCUCGAGCUAUUUCAUUGGUUAUGAUGUCUCUUUCAACUUUCGAUUGAAAGUGAGUGAUUUCAACAUCGAGUGAGAGAGAUGAGUAAAAUGUAUAACCAAGUACGAAAGUCGAUCACGAGCGAUCUCAUCGAUUUCAAGAUAUUAAGAAUAUAAAAACAAAUACGAAAGUUAAUCGGUUUUAGCACAAAAAACAAUAAUAUAAAAGGAAUAGAUGGAGAGAUUAAAUAGGGAGAUAUAUUUAAACGAGAAGAAAAAAAAACCAAUAGUCGGUCUCGAGAUAAUUUUAUGUAACUUUCUUCCCCAAUAGUAACGUUUACAAAUGAUGUCAUUUUAUAACCGAACAUAACGUAUAUUUGAAUUGGGUUUCAAAAUAAUAACGGCUCUUUUAUGAUAAACAAUUGAAAAGUAUUAAUGAAAAAUAGUUGGAAAGCAUUGUUUUGAAAAUAAUUAGAUAGUAUUGAGUUUGUGAAGAGAAAAAAGAGUUAGUAUUUGAAACUAGUAACGAAAAAAAAAAAACAAGUAAUUUGCAAAUCAUUGUCAUCUUACCACUUUCAUAUACUCGGCAGUCGGCACUAAUUCUAUCCCUUAGGCCUUAACUGCCUCUCGUCUGAUAACUCUGACCCAAUACGUUUAUGGGAUAUGUUCAGGUCCUUAAGGCAAUAAACUUAAGAAUUAUCUUAAGUUGUUCCUAUUGGCUAAUAACAAUUGAAGUAGUUAAUAGGGAGUUAGUGGUUAAUAUGAAGUAAGGGGUAUUUAGGGUAUUAAUAAUUACUAUAAUUAAUUAAGAUAAAUAAAUAAAUUUCACAACCAAUGGCGCAUGCCUCGCCUUCCCAAAAUAUCUUUGUUAUUUUAGUAUAGUAUUAUUUUCACUGAAUACCAUUCCGUAGUGACCGUUGCCGAUUUGGUCGAGACUCGAGAACACUCCUAUUCCACCGUCGCAGUCCGACAGCCUCAAGAUCCAACAUGAUCUUCGAGAUACAAAACAACCCCGACGAUAAUAAGUUGUUGCUCUUCAUCAUGCAAUUACACCUCAACUCCAAUAUCUUGCUAUCGAUCUUGGUCCUUGAGAGACCGGCCAAAGAGAAGAAAGGUAGGUUGAUGAAUUCCGCAGGGACGACAUGGGUAACUAUUUCUAUGUUGUCCAUGGCAGUUCAAGCCACAACCUCACUUGUAUAUAUGUUGUUUCCUCUUCCUAUAUUUAUUGAUGUAUAUGUUGUUGUGUAUAUCUCCUGUUUCUAUGUUUAUCGAUUUAUAUGUUGUUUGUAUGCGAUGAGGUUUAUGUUACAAAAAAUGAUAAAAAAUUGUUAAUAAUGUUAUCGUAAAGUAUUUAUAAGUAUAUUGAAAUUGUUAACAAUGAUGUUACAUAUCAAUGAAAAAAAUAUUUCAUAAACGCGGAGAACGACAAUGUGAAUCGAUAACAAUUGAUAUUUUUUUUAAUAAUGUCACUAGAAGUCAUGGUAAGAAGCCACGAUUGACUAGUUAUGAAUACGACUUGAAAACGUAAAUUGUUAAUAAAGAUGUUGUAAAUCGAUGAUAAUAUUACUAAAAUCAUUAAUAAGAAUUUGACAUAACUUUAAUAAUUCCUCUUAAGUGUUGAUGAAGAAAAUGUAAAAAGUUAAAAAUUGAUCGUAGAUCUUUGCUAACGGUUAGUGGCAGAUCCAGGAAUUCUACGUAGGGGUGUCCUCUAUAAAAAUUAAAUUAAAUAUUAGAAUUAAAUUAAAUAAUUAUUUAAUAUGAAAAUAUCUAACUAAUAAAAGUUUCAUUAAGAGUUCAGCCGUGUUUCAUCAAAUGAUGAAAUGCAUUCGGUGUUUAUACUGCUCAACAAAUAUCUCUCGACAUAUCUUACUAGACAAGAAUAUCCCGUAAUUGAGUUUAAUCGUUAGGUUUUGAAAAUAAUUUGAGAUAAGAAUAACAUUUUACUAUUAUAUUUGGAUCUAAAACACAAUACAAAUGAGUUGUAGCGUAAUUGAAAAUAUAUUAACUAAUAGUGGCAGUGUCCCAAAUUUAAAUCACAUAAACUACUACUUAAAUAUUAUUUAUACCAAUACGCAAACUACUACGGGAGAUUGGAUAAUCAUUUUCCCAAAUUUUAAAGGUGUCCCACUACCACUUAAUUUUUUUUCCUCAUACGCAAAUUACUAUCGUAGGUUGAAUAAUCGUGUUUCCAAAUUUGAAAGGUGUCCCACUACCACUUAAACAUUUUUUCUCAUACGCAAAUUACUAUUACUAUCGUAAGUUGAAUAAUCGUGUUUUCAAAUUUUAGGGGUGUCCCAUGCAUGUAUCCGCCACUGCUAACGGUUGAAGCCAAUCAUUGUUAACGUUUUUUUUUUUUUAACCAAAUAUGAUAUUUUUUUAAUAUUUUAAAUGGUAUUUGACACUUAACAUUGAAUAUGGAUUUUAUUAAUGAUUUUGUGUUGGUUUUCAAUGAAAUUCAAUUUUCUGAUCAAUGACUUGCUCAUUAGUUAUUAAAAGUUUCCAAUACCAGUAUUAACGACUUGAUGUCAUUUUUUAAUGUUGAAGGCUAUCAUUGUUAACAUUAUUUGUUUUAGUUUUGAACGAAAUACACCAUUCAUAUGAAUUUUUUGGAUGAUAUUUUAAUACUUAGUAUUGAGUUCGAACAUUAUAAAUGUUUUGUGCUUGUUUUCAACAAAGUACAAUUUUGUUUCCAAUGAUUUGUUAGUGUCAUUAACGGUUUGUUGUUGGGUGUGAAUGUUGGUUUGCUUGACUAAUGUUUUGCACCUCCAUCAAAUAAUGUUUGUUUGAAUCAUAGUUACAAUAUCACAAAAGUGUUGAAUAUUGUCAAAAUAAGUGUUGUGUUUUUAUGAUCUCUUAAAAUGACAAUGGAAAAUCAUAAAAUGUUGAUAAUGCCAUUAAAACUCAUUGCAAUUUCUAAGAGGGCAUGACAUGAAAAUGUAUCGUUAAUAAAGAUGUUGUUAAUCAAUGAUAAUUUUAUUCAAAUCGAUAAUGAUGAUGUGGCAUAAAUUUAAUAAUUUCUUCAUAAGCGUUGAUGAUGAAAAUACAAAUCGUUAAAAUUGAUCUGAAAAUGUUAAUAAUGACAUCGUAAAGCUUUGAUAAGCAUAUUAAAAUCGUUAAUAAUGAUGUGAUAUAACAAUAAUAAUCUAUUUCAUAAACGUUGAUAAUGUAUUGCCCAAUGUUAAUAAUAUCAUUGCCAGUCACAAUGAAGAGCCAACUCCCAUUUUUAAUUCGAAUUUCCAUUUUGAAGAGAGAGAUAGAGAAAAAUCACAUUUUUAGUUACGAAUUUUUAUUUUUUAAAACCUAAAAUAUUAAUUUUGAAUUUCCUCUUUUAAUACAUUUAAUAUUUGUUGAUAAUAUCUUAAUUGUCCUUUUGACGGUUAGAUAUAUCCUUUUUCUCCUAUUUCUAUUGGCCGAAAUAAACUUAAGAAACUCCUCAAGUUUUUAACUUAAGGACCGUAUCCAACCUGGUUAGGGAGUGCCAAUUCAUUUUUUGUUUUUCCUUAUAUUUACAUAUAAGCCCACAAACUCUCGGCCCAACAUCCUAAACACAUACUCUUACUUAAGGCCCAUUAUAGAUUUCACCUUUUUUCGUGUUUUCACACCGAGCGGCAGCAACACUUGAAAUUGGUGCACAAACCUGGUCGCCGGCCUCCUUUAAUAGUUAAUCGUGUUCUCACACCGGCGGCGCAUCUCCUUCUUCACUUUCUCCCCGUCUCUCUCACCGAAAGCCCAAUCCGCAUAGUACACAUGUCUCGAGUGGGGUGAUAUUUGGGAGGAAAAAAUAUGGUUUAAUACACUUGUAUAUCCAAAACUUUCAUGGUUGUACCAAUAAUAUCCAAAUUUCACGAAAUACCACUUAUAUCCAUGUUUUAAAAUUGUUCUUUGUCAAAUUUAUCCAUUUUCCAAUAUAUUUUGGGUUAAAUACACUUGUAUAUCCAAAAACACCGUUAAAGAAUGUGAAAGAAUUGGUAAUAAGUGGUAUUUCGGAAA